Messenger RNA from Tigriopus californicus, 1998 nucleotides. Its product is annotated as beta-1,4-glucuronyltransferase 1-like. Bases 284 to 1969 code for a protein of 561 amino acids. The transcript has 4 exons. Gene Ontology annotation, molecular function: glucuronosyltransferase activity. Lineage: Eukaryota; Metazoa; Arthropoda; Copepoda; Harpacticoida; Harpacticidae. The record is from RefSeq and is a predicted model, not a curated record.
CCUCCACCAUCCAACGAUAUCAUCCCUCCUAUGUGUUGCGUUCUCCGAGGAGAGGCGGCUUCUUCCACAGUCCAGGCAUUACUGCCAAACUCGAAACAGCUGAGUUCCACGCUCAACGUGUGCAUGUGAUUAUUCCGAUGCCAAUGGUUUGAAGGAUCGAUUCAAACAUGACCAAAUUGGAGGUGUCUAGGUAGCAUUGGAAUCAAUUGGGUCCAUAGUGAUCCACUUUUUUUCAUUAGCACCACCCAAGCUAGACAAGAAUCAAACAUAUAAAAAAGUCAGAAUGAGCCGUGCUGGGAUCAUGGCGAGACGGCGUUGUGUGGAAUAUGUGGGCUUCGUCAUCAUCAUUCAACUGAUACUCACAGUGGGAUCCCUGUGGUUCUUCAGGGAAAAGCCGCACAACACGGUCGAUCCGGAGUCGAGACUGUUGCUUAGUAUGGAAUAUCUGAACCGAAAUGCAGACCUUGUCAAGUCAGCCUCAAACAAAUACUCCAAUAAUGUAGAGAUCCCGGAGGCAUUCAGUAGCAAAGUGUCAUACUCCGUUUCCCGAAGUGUCAGUUCUUCCAGCUCGAAACCUUCCAAUGUGGUGCUGGAUCUCUCUGGUCUCUCCAUGAGUGCCAAUGAAUCCGAAUUUGCGAUCGAUUUCGAUGAAGAGCGGACCUUCUUGGAUCGAUAUCGGAUGUUUAAGACGAGCUUGUUCACGGUGACUGGCACCAAAUGGAACGAGCUCUCACGAUCCCGAAAAGUGUGCCUGGGGGCUCAGACUUCGAUAGAUCGAGCGUCUUGGUUGAUUGAAAUAGUUAAAAAUUGGAGUGGGCCUGUGAGCAUUGCCCUCUUCACACCUGAUGUGGAGUUUCAUAUCAGUAAGAUCUAUAUCAAAUACAUGCAGCGAUGCUUCCCCAAGAUCAAGGAACAGGUCAGCUUCCAUUUCUUGUUCCCGGUGGACCAUCCCGUCAAAGACUCACCUUCUCUCAACGAGAUCGUCGGUGAGAUGUCUUGCGAUGAUCCCAAGAAAGUCCUGGACUUCUUGGUCAAGACCAGAUCCAAGGAAAUGUUGGCUUGGCGCGAACCCAUGGAAUACCCUCAGAAUCUCCUGCGCAACACCGCCAAACAGGGUUGCCAGACGCAAUUUACGUUCAUUCCAGAUAUUGAUAUGAUUCCCAAUGCCGGAUUGGAUCUGGAUUUGCAAGAGUUCCUAUCAGGUCCGGAGGCUCAAGAGUGUGAAAAAUGCGCCUAUGUGGUGCCAACCUACGAGAUUUCAACUACGUCCACACAUAUGCCAGCCAAUAAAACCGAGCUGCUGGGCUUCUUAAAACAGAAGAAGGCUCGAAUAUUCCAUGAAGCUGUAUACAAGCUGAAUUCAAAGUCAUCUGAUCUCAAAAAGUGGCAAGCCAUCCCCAUGAAGCCCAAAUUAGACGUGGCUUACAUGGUUAACAAUUACAUCUUUAAGUAUGAACCUUUGUACGUGGCCAAAGGCAACACUCCUCCUUUCGACGAACGAUUUAUUGGCUUUGGAAUGACGAGGAACACUCAGGCCUAUGAAAUGUAUGUGUCAGGGUAUGAGUUCUUCGUCCUUAAUAACGCCUUCACAAAUCAUUGGGGCUUCCAAAGCAUCAAAACACGCCCAAAAUACAGAGCCCUCCAACAAAUGAAGAACAAUCAUCUUUUCGAUGAUUUCGCCAAAGAGAUUACGGCUCGGUACGGCAGAGAUCCGUACAAAAUGAUGUCCAAGCUGAAAUCUCUGAACCUUAAGAAUUCUGUGGUCUCUUAUGAAAAGGGAAAGGUUCCUCCUAAACUCAAACCAAGCCCAAAACCUAAGCCCGCCAAAGAGUUCUUCCAAUCAUCUUUGGCAUCUUCAUCCUCCUCGUCUUCGACAACCUCAACAACUCAACGCUUGAACAAGUCUUCGACAACCACAACUACUUCCUCAGAAACAAAUCCAGACACAACUAUAUUAGAUCACUCGUGAAUCUUGUCAUACGUUCAGAUAAAAUCUUU